UUCACGUCAGACGUCAAACGGGCGUCAAGAGCAAAAAAUCCUAAACCAAAACAACAAUACGAUAUAAUUUCCCCGUUAUCACUUAUGCGACAUCGAAGAAUGUAAUAAUAAACAAGCAAAUCACUUAUAACGGACGUCAAGGGAAAGUAUUAGAACGUAGCGCGAAAUGGCGGGCGCCCCUGACCGCGAUCCUGCAGUCGCAGAAACGGCAGCAUGGGUGGAAUUCUGUGAGAGGCACGCUCAGGUCGCCGCCCAGGACUUCUCCAGAAGCUGUAUGCAGUUUAUCAGCAUCAAUCUUGGAGAAAGCGCCAGAGCUACAGUCACCCAUAAGGAUUUCUUGAAGAAGUUCAUUGAAUCAUUUACUGAACAAUUUGAGAUGGAUUUCAAUAAGAGGAGAUUACAGCACACCAAGAUUUCGAAUGGUGUUGGGUCCAAGAAUGAAGAUGAUGUUAUAGAUGAGGAAGGAUCGCCAAAAAUGCAUCACAAACCAUUUUUUAGAAGACUGAGUUUCAAAAUGUUGCGCAAAAGCAAAGACCUAUUCCACAAGCAGCAUUCAGAAGAUGUUGACUUGGCCCAUAGCAAAACAAAGUUGGCCAAAAUAGUUGUAGAAUGUAGAAAAGAGGGAAUAGUCAACUAUUCCACCCCAGAAAGCUUGGACCAACCUGGAGGACCACCAAAAUGGGAGAAAUGCAGACUUCAAUUGGUCAAAGCUACUGGAGGCUACAUGCUUGAAUUCUAUUCACCUCCAAAAAAUCCAAAGCCUCGUUGUGGAGUAUUCUGUGCACUAAUCACAGAAGCCAGAGAAACAACAGCUUUGGAAAUGCCUGAUCAUGAAAACACAUUCGUCCUGAAAGCUAGUAACAACAUGGAGUUUGUUAUCGAAGCACAUGACACUGAUGAUAUGAGGUCAUGGUUAGCAACUAUUAGGUAUUGCAUGAGGUCGGGAGGCCCAGGAUCUCUUGGAUCAGAAGUGUGCGGGCAUGACCAUGUUGAUGCUCCAGAUUUGCCUCCUAGGCAUAUAGUGCCUCGAGGAGGUGAUAGACUGUCUUCCAGUUCCAAUUUUGAAAUUUGCCCUAAUGCAGGAGAGGGAUUCAAUUCAAUGGAGACUGAUAUAGGCCAGACCUUACGUAAAGAGCUGUGGUUCCAUGGGACCUUAGGGCGAUCUGAAGCUGCUCAGCAAGUAUUGCAUGAUGGAGCAGCCGGUCAUGGAAGGUUUCUUGUCAGACAGAGUGAAACCAGGACAGGAGAAUUUGUGCUGACUUUCAAUUUUCAGGGUCGGGCUAAGCACUUACGCAUGACCAUAAACGACCAAGGUCAAUGUCGCGUCCAACACUUUUGGUUCCAGUCGAUCUACGAGAUGUUGGAGCACUUCCGGUCGCAACCUAUUCCAUUAGAAAGCGGUGGAAAUUCUGACGUUACGCUCACUGAUUACAUUCUCAAUCCAAAUGCGCGUCAACAACACACGGGCUCGAUGGGUCGCAGUCCCUCAGCACCCGCGGGUACAAUCCCAUCACAACCGACUCACCAACCUUCAGCCCCAGCCACCAGCACCGCUACAGCGCUAGGCAGUCCUAGCACCGCGGUUGCCACUGCCACCAGUCCUCACGGCACACCAGCUAUCGCUGGCGCUGGCGCGCUCACCAACGGCCACGACAGAAGGGUGCCGCCGGUACCGGAAGUCAGACAAGUGAGAUAGACGUAUUCCUUCCUAGUUACAGUUGUUUUAGAUGGUAUUCGUAUCCCUCUCGUAGACUUCUGCAGGAUGUAGAUUCUGAAUGGCAUGCAACAGUUAUGUGAAUGUUAUGCAAUAAUUGUGUCAAGUCCAAUAUGUCGCUUGGAUCCAUAUGCGAACUACUCGUACAAUUAUAUGUCUAAUCAGGGUUAUGAUUUCGUGUUCUGAAUCCUCUGGACGUUUUAAACUCAGAUAGUUUUUUAUUUUAAUUUUUUGAACAAAACUUAGUGUUUCAAGUAUUUCAAUACCCUAUGAAAUGGUUGGGGACUAUGGAGUACGGACUAAUUCUACAUGGGUCUGUUUGAUUGACUUGACUCACUUUCUUUCGUUAUACAUGAUUUUAGAUAGCCUACAGGGGCUAACUUCCGCCAAACAAAAUCCUUCAUGAACUGAUGGCAGCGUUGCUUACUCAACUUUAAGCCUGGAAACAUACUCGUAAGGCUACGAUAAAAAGGGUCUUUUUGAAUAUGAUUAUGCAAAAAAGGAACCAAUCUUAGAUUCCUUGAUGAGAUUGGCAUCAAUAGGAAGGUUUGCCAUUUUUUGAUUUUUACUCAAAUCGAGAGAUUUUGUUAUUAAAAAGCGAUAAACAAAUUGAAAAAAUAUUGAUAUUUACGUCGACUAAAAGCAUUUCAAAAUCAAGGAUCGACGCGAGGCUGGAACACGUACGUGUGCGCGAGACUAGACCGCGUGUCGUCAGUAGCUAGACACACCUCGCUAGCUCGCCCGCUGCAUUUACCAUUCUCACAACAACGCCCCAGUAAUCGGUUUGGAGUAGUUAGAGCUGGUACGAUAGAUUUUUGUUAAAUUCUGUGAACUUUGACAGUGUUAAAUGUCCAACAGAAAGUGGUGUUUUGUGCCAAAAUGGGCAAGUACGUUAAGUACAACACCACAAAAAAAAUUCUGAGUGCUCCAAAAACUGCCGCACAACGUUAAAAGUUAUUUGACGCAGAUCGACGGGAUGUAAAAUCAGAUUCUUCCACGUCGACCAUGUACUGCUGCGAAGAUAACUUUGACCUGGAAAAAGAUAUGGAAAACUAUCUACAAUGCAAGAUGAGUACCGUUCGAGCUCGGAUGAAUCCUAAUAUUGCACCUCAUAAAUUUGCAUGUUAACUGGGUAGAUAAUUAAGCUCUACGAAACGAGUGUUCAACGAAAAAAGAGCAAGGCAGAAAAUCAAAUAUUUGCAGCCAGCGGCGGCACGCCGGGCGGGACCCUUAACCUAAAAGUCCGAGCCUGAAGGCGUGGAAGUUAUUGAGGAGGAGCGUGAUGAACUGCCUGAACCUUUAACAGUAGAAUUUCAGUCACAGGUAUGUGACAAGGCAUGUCAAACCAAACAGGUUCAUUUUAGAAGCAAGUCAGUUCAAAUCUCGCAAAAACGGAAAGUAAUGGAUGUUGCUGUAUCGCCAAUAAGAAUUCCCGCGCUUGCUAAACAGAUUUCAGAGCGGCCAAAAAAACGUUUGCAAGUGGAAAGUGAACGGGCAAAUCCUGAAAGUCCCGCAAUAACAGAAACAUCCGAAUCUGAUUCGUAUGAAGCCAGUGGAAGCAGUACUGAAAGUAGUGACAGCGAAGCUGACCAGCUUACUGCCGAGAUCGUAGUCAUUCUAAGCGCAAUAUUAGUCAACGUUUAGAACCAGCUCUAAACUUUGUUAUUUUAGUAGCUAUAAAAUUCUAUAAUGUGACUGCCCCCCCCCCCUAAUUUAAGUAUUCUCCAAUAGACGCUAAAAAAUAAGAUUCUCUCUACAUCCCUCUCUUAUUUAAAACAUAUUAGGUACCAUACUUUACUUCAGUAUAGUGUAAUACAGCCUCAUUAUGCAUGCAAAAAGAAUCAAUUUCGGGGCUCUUAAUAGGCGUAACAAGGUAAAAAGGUAUGUAUGAUAAUUUAAAUUCCAUAAUAUUUUACCUAGGAAGAAAAAAGCAGAAAUAAAUAGCCUUCAAAAUUAUUGUCACCAGCAGGCAUUAUUAUGUCUUAAUAUUAUUAGAUUUCAAUAGACUAAAGCAAAGCAGGAUCAAUUUUUGCGGAGAAAUACAAAAAAAUACCACCCAUCCCAUUGGAGCUAAACAAAUAAAUUUCGCGAAUCAGCUUUCUGAUAACCUUGGAGCAUUGUGCUAGUACACAAACGUCGGUCCCAGUUUAUAUAAAUUCGUAUUCGUAUACUCUUCACUCCGAAGACAAUAUAAGAUACAUGUAUUCUAUGAGGGCGACAGCACGUGUCUGGCUACUGACGUCACGCGGUCUAGUCUCGCGUACAGGUACGUUUUCUAGCCUCACGUCGAUCCUUGAUUCCGUCGACGUAAAUAUUGAUAUUUUGCACCCAAAUUUCUUUGACCGUUUUUUAAUAACAAAAUCCCUCGAUUUUAAUUAAAAUAAGAGAAAUACGAAAAAUUUCGAACCUUCCUAUUCUGACGAAAUAGCCGUAAGUCAAGUGACAUAUUAAGUAAAAAAGAAAGUAGCAUUAUCUGGAAUGAUUUAAUGUUCGUGAAUGGAUGAGUCUGUAUUUCUGAGAAGUCUACGAUUUUCUUCUGUUCUUAUACUGCCAUCUUAUUUACGUAGCUAAUCAAAGAGAAGUUGCGGUAGGCCGCUGCUCUGAAUGCUAUUUGUGCUCAAUGUUUUCAUAUCUAACGACGUACUCGUAACUUAACUUUGUCUUUUUUCUUUCUUUCAAGUUGCUUGGUUUUGUUUGUUUGGCUUACAUGCUAAGCAACUUUGUUCCGAAUACACAUUGACAGUCAAGACAGAUUCAUUUCACAUCCGAAAAGUAGUAUUAAACUUAAAAUUGCAAGUGAUAUACUUUUAUCGCUUAACCAUUGGAUGCAAAUGAAUGACUAGACUGUUUAAUUUACUUUAUCAAAGCAGAAGUACCUUUAAUCUUACCAAAACUAAAUAUUUACUUGGAUUUUUGCUGCAUACCUCUGUCUGCCAAAACAUUUGUCUACAUGGAGAUAUGUUUCAUUGCUCAUUUUUAUUCUUUAUUAUUCAUAGAAAAAGGCACUUUAAUGACGUUCCUUCAAAUUAUAAGUAUGUAAUUGUAGUUUUGAAAAACCUUGAACCAGCCAGCGACUUUAUAUGUUUUUAAACUAGAGGGGAUGGUAGUUACACUUAUAAAAUGGAAUCGCGUUACUGAUAAUAAUUACCUAAAAUUUUCUCAUCUAAUCUGUGAUACUUAUUUUCCACAAUUAUGUCAGGAUCUUAGUCUUCCAUAAAAAGAAACAUUUUCGAAAAUGAAUUUGAAGUUAAAAUGCCUUUUUCAUCUUAUAGUGAUAUUUUUUAUUUAUCUGUUGUUGUAAAUAAUUUAUUUUUUCCUUGUAAAUGUGUUUGUUUCCAGCUUUAUAUGUUUUUGAGGGAAACUAUUUAUUUAUAUAUUUUGUAUAAUGCUCAGAGUAUUACUGGAUGUCGGAAUUAAUUUAAUCAACUUUGUAGGAAAAGGUUAAUUUUCUUUUGUGAUUCAAAUUGAUAGCAACUCUGCAGAAAUAGUUAAUUGUGAAAAUAAUUUAAACGAUUACAAUAGUACGAAUUUACUACAUACCAAUAAUACUCUCUCGUAUACAGCAUGUUCCAAUUCAAAAGCUUCAAGUGUCUGAAAUCAGGUGUUACACUGCAGCUUUACAUACGACAAAUAAUUUAAGACGUUUAAUAUAACAAAUAAUGCAGCAUGAAGCAUGUAUGAAUCUAGCAAUGUGCUUCAUUUCGUAGUGUUCAGCUUCUGGUUUGUGUCACUAGAAAGCUUCAGUAUCAUGCUUGAUUUCAAAGUUUUUAUAGAGGAUCUUUAUCAAAAUAUACAUAUUCACAUGGCUGAGGUUAUUUGCAAUAAUAGAAGCUGAAAUUUGUCUGGCCUGGAUUUGUUUACUAUAUAAAUUAAUUUGGAAAAAUUGAUGUACUACAUAUCAAUUCGCUAAGAUUAUCUGUAGAACGAUACCCAAUUAUAUGUCUUAAAAGGACUUUCAAAAGGCGUCUAUCUAUUACAUCAUUGCUACCUAACGUUGAAAAGUAUUACAUAUAUUGUGAAUCAUUUUGAUAAGACUUCUAUCAUUUCUAAUUUCGGAUUGUUUUUUGACUUCCAUAUCAAGCAAGGGAUAUUCUGUACAAAUAUGAUCCAGUGCAAUUUUUUCUAGUAUAUAGUUUUAUUUAAUAAUUUAUUUUUAUAUUAUUUUUAGUAUGAUUUUAAGCGCUAUUUAUUGGAAUAUGUAGUUAUACAUAUUAUUAUGCAUUAUUUUCAACCAUCAUUUCGAAGUACCACUUCCAGAUAACAGUCUUAAAUGUAAAAAAAUACCUACUGUACAUUCUGUACGUAUAUUUUUCAAACGAUCUAUUUCUUGGAAGAUAUUUUUGGCGGGGUUAGCUUUUCUAAGAACCCAAAUUUGUUGGUGGAAAAAGAUCCAACACUGCUGGGAAUUUCGUAGUCUUAUAAUGAGAUAUUAUAAUAAGAUUUAUCAUUAUACAGGGUCCUCAAAUUAGGUCAAGUGUGAUAUCUCAUACUCGUCAUUAUUACCUAGCUUUCAAACAUAUAUGCUUUUUCUUACUAAUAAUUAUUAGUUAACCUGAGAAAUCACAAUUAUUGAUCGCAUUCCUUCAGUGAGAAAUAUAUCUACUGUUUAGUUGAAUGGUGAUAAUGAACAUGCACCGAGGUAAAUAAUGAAUGGCAUUUAAAACUGUAAUUUUUCAACUGCAUUAGGUCAUUUUGACAACUGAACAUUAUAUUUAGAAACUAUUAAGAACGAGUAAUGUUGACAAUAGCUCCUCUAUAGGUAUUUUUCGUGAAUACCUCAUUAAUCGGCAUAAUAAAGGGUGUCUCAAUAAGAGCGGCGGAUUUGAUUUUCAAGAAAAACGCAAUUUCUUUUGGAAUUGAGCGUGUUUCAACAUGAAGAGGAACAGUUGCGAUUAAACAUGAAAUAGGACAUCCGGUAAAUGGCCACCACGAAACCUCUGGCACAACUGUGGCUCUAUUUCGUCGAUAACGCGCCGUAUCUGUUGUUUAAAGCGUUCAACUCUACCUUUUCCUUCACAUAGCCCCAGUGGAAGAAGUCCAUUGGCGUUAGAUCGCACGAUGUUGGUGGCCAAUUUUGAUCGCCAAACCGAGAGAUGACACGGUUUGGAAACUUGGUCCGCAGUAACACCAUUGUUUCGCGUGCUGUGUGGUAGCUCGCACCGUCUUGUUGAAACAACAUAUCCUCCGCAUCAAUUCGAUCCAACUGGGGCCACAGAAACUCUGUUAACAUUUCGCGAUACCGCACUCCAUUAACAGUUACCGCAGUUCCAGUUGCAUUUUCGAAGAAAUACGGUCCAAUCACUUCGCCACUCCACAUUGCCUACCAAACGGUAACUCGCGGCGGAUGCAUGGUUCAAUUAUUAUUACACGAGCGUUUUCAGAACCCCAAAUUCGGCAGUUCUGCUUAUUGAAAAUGUGCCUCAUCAGAGAAAAUGAUUUUCUUCGAGAAAUCCACAUCAAUUUGGUGGUGCUCCAGCGCCCAAUCAACAAAUUCACGGCGUUGCGCAUGGUCCGUUGGCUUUAGUUCUUGCGUCAGUUGAACCUUGUACGCAUACAAGCACAGAUUCAGAGUGAGUGUGGUGAGGUUCAAUUCUGGGCCACGAUGCCGAAUGGAAGUGCCUGGAUUCUCGGCCACACUUUCCCGCACUGCGACUAUAUUUUUGAGGGACCGACCAGGACGGCGACGAACGGUCUUCAGAUUCAGCGACGUGAAUUUUGUCUCAAAUUCUGUAAUUAAACGGCGAACUGUCGACUCAUUUGGCGCAUUAUUGCGACCGAAAAUUGUACUUAAUUUGCAAACUGUCUCCGCGUAAUUGUCUCCAUUUUUGUAGUGAUUUCACAAUAAUUAAACGUUGCUCGUUUGAAUACUGUUGCAUGACGUCUAAUCGCGUGGUCUGGACAUCAUUGCUAUCGUCAAGUAGUCACCAUACCAUUUGUACAAGAAAAAAAUCAAAUACGACGCUCUUGUUGACACCCUUUAUUAGAAAACGUCCUUCAAUGUUAAAAGAAAGGAAAACUAGGUAUUGCACCUUACACCCUUUCAAAAUGGACCGGCCCUGCUGGCUGUAUGUUACAUUCAGUAAUCCCAGUUUGACAAUAGAUAUUUGAAAGUAUUAGUAAUAUAGGUUGGAAACGUCAUGGAUUGUGAUGUAAAAUCGAAUAUUUUGUGAUAUACAGUGUUAGCAGGAAAAAAUUCUAUAUACACACCACAUUUGAGGAUACCAUUAUUCAUCUUGCAUACUAUAUCCCCAGCAAGGUCCCUCAGAUUAUAGAAAUGCUCGCUCAAUAACGGCUCACUUUCCAAACUAUGAAUGUAAUGUACAAUUUUGUAAUCUUCAAUCAUUUUUAAUAUAUUGAUGCCGAGGUAUUCUUUAUCAUUACAUUUUUAGAGUUGUUCAUGGGAGAAGUCUGGUACUUUUAGAGGAAAUUGUGCAGGUGAAACAUGUACUUGAACUUGGAAUUCAUUGUUGUUAAAAGCAUCAUUUUUAAAGGUGUCGUUAUUUGUCUAUUUGCAGAUAUCAUAGCUGCUCAAAUUGAGAUAUUUGUUACAAACUAUGACAUCACAGUUACUUCUACAAUUUUAAUUCUCUGCGACUAUGAAAUACCCUGUAUUCCAAACAUUUUUAUGAUCGAUAUUUUCAUACCCAGUUGAUAGCAUUUCUAUACAACAAAACAUAUUAGUACCGUUUUUUAUUAGUUUUAAUGUAAAUUGUGAUAGCAGGUGAAUCAAAAAUCGCAUUGCUUUGAAAAAGAAUUUUGAUUCUAUUUUUGGAAGAUUACCUUUUUAUUUUAUUGGAGUUCAUUUCUAAAAUAGGGAUUUUUAAUGCUUCAUGGCCCAGUUUAUAUGAUUUGGGAUUCUUUAGAUUUGUUCACACUUUAUCUUUAAAAUACUCUGG
This is a messenger RNA of Acanthoscelides obtectus, 8610 nucleotides long. NCBI's taxonomy places the organism in Eukaryota, Metazoa, Arthropoda, Insecta, Coleoptera, Chrysomelidae. The record is from the annotation of a GenBank genome assembly.